UUAACUCACCGAAUAAUAAUCUUAAAUUGUCUGCUAACAAACCCUUUCGUACGACAUAUCACAUGAUUAGAGUUGUCAAAAUGGGCUACCCGGCCCUAAACGGGCCGGCCCAUGUGGGCCUCGGGCUUUGACUUCAGCCCAUUUUGACAGCUCACACAUGAUCAAUGUUCCUUAAAAAGUUCAACAGCUUCCUAUAGCUUUGUACCUGCAAUUUCCAAAACCCAGUGUUCCACAACAGAUCUAUAGCCAUGUCUGUGUCUUUACACAUUGCUACUACUACUAUACUCUCCUUGCAUCUCCUUCUCUUCCUUGUCAAUGCUAACUCAUCCAUGGAUCCAUACAAAGUACUCAACCUAAUCCUCAACCCAAACGGCACCGUCACACGCUUACAAAAAAUCCCACAAUCCCCUCCUUCACCAAAUCCAAAUCUCCCCACAACCGCACUCUCCAAAGAUAUCACCAUCAACCAAUCAAAACAUACUUGGGCUCGAAUCUACCUUCCCCACAAACCACUUUCCAAGAAGCUACCUCUCAUCAUCUUCUACCAUGGCGGCGGCUUCAUUUUCUACAGCGCCGCUUCAACUUACGUCCACAACUUCUGCGAAAACAUCGCCAACAAAACUCAAUCCGUCGUCGUUUCACUCGACUACCGCCUCGCACCAGAACACCGUCUUCCCGCGGCGUAUGAAGAUUCCGUGGAAAUUCUUCACUGGAUUAGAACUUCAAACGACGCAUGGUUGACACGUUACGCUGAUUACUCACGUUGUUAUCUCAUGGGAGAGAGUGCUGGAGGAAAUAUCGCCUACAUCGCGGGUCUACGUGCGGCUGCGAUAGUUGACGAGAUUAAACCGAUUAGCAUCAGAGGGUUGAUAUUGAUUCAACCGUUUUUUGGUGGGACCAAGAGGACUCCAUCGGAGUUAAGGCUUGAGAAGGAUAUGAAUCUACCUUUGAUUUUUACCGAUGCGUUGUGGGAAUUGUCGUUACCCGUAGGCGUUGAUCGUGAUUACGUGUAUUCUAAUCCAACGGUGAAUGGUGGUGAUAAGAUUUUGGAGAAGAUUAAGUUGUUUGGGUGGAAGGUUGCGGUUUUUGGGUGUGAUGGGGAUCAACUUGUGGACCGUCAGAGGGAAUUAGUGAAGCUGCUUGAGGGUAAAAAUGUCCAUGUGGUUGGGAAAUUUUAUAGUGGGGGUAGACAUGGUAUUUUUAUGGGUGAUCCUUCCAUGUCUGAAAAAGUGUUCGAUUUGGUCAAGAGUUUUCAAUAAUGAAUUAUAAGUAAUGUAGUCAAUAUUUUGGCAUGUAGUUUGCAUUUUGGAGUAGUAUGUGAGAAUAAAGCAAGUAAUCCUAUCUAUCACUAUUUGUAAUGGUAAACAAUGAGUUAUAACAAACAUACACUUCUCUUAUUUUAA
Messenger RNA from Vicia villosa (hairy vetch), 1403 nucleotides. Its product is annotated as carboxylesterase 1-like. Gene Ontology annotation, molecular function: hydrolase activity. Bases 249 to 1259 code for a protein of 336 amino acids. Lineage: Eukaryota; Viridiplantae; Streptophyta; Magnoliopsida; Fabales; Fabaceae. The transcript has a single exon. The record is from RefSeq and is a predicted model, not a curated record.